Amoebophrya sp. A120 is the source of this 1703-nucleotide messenger RNA. The record is from the annotation of a GenBank genome assembly. NCBI's taxonomy places the organism in Eukaryota, Dinophyceae, Syndiniales, Amoebophryaceae.
UCAUGAGUGACUACUUCUUCGUCGGUUGUGUUGAAACUUGAGACACACGAGGACGACCGAAGAGGGAAGUACAGUGUCGCUUGAUGUAGUUGGCCCCGCCCGGCGAGUCGUGGUGAGCGGGAGGGUUGCUGGAAAGAUGCAGAAACCACCAGAGAGAUCAAUGAGCAGUAAUCGAGUUCGUCUUCAGUGACGUCUUCGCUCCGCGAUCAUGAUAUGCAUGUCCUGCCUUCAGGACGACACCGUGCGUUCAAGUAAAACAAAUUUGGGUUGAAUAAUAGCUAGAAUUUAACACGACCAGGGCAUCAACAAAAUUUAUACGAUCCGGUCAGAUUUUGAUUUGAGUUGUAUAAGAAAAAGAAAUGCCAGCAGCAUCCUCAAUCAUGAGACUAACGACUGACGGGAGCCAUCAUCAUGCAGCCGCAAACAGUGUCGGAGCUGUUACCAGCUUUCUGGAAGAUGGUACGUUCUCUGGCACCAACAAGGCGAACAACCCUGGUACUUUCCAGGAGGUCUUUGGCAACUGGUCCGGACGAGAUAGAGCUAGCGUUUUGCUGUCGUCAGAUCGUGUGGGUACUAGCGGUGGAAAACUGGUGUUGCGCACAAAACAUCAGAAAGGCGCAGUACCAUCCUCCCCAUCUUCAUCAGCUUCUUGGACGGCGUUUUUCGAUCAUACAUAUUCCGGUACUAGGGACAAACGCCGAAGCUGGGCGUGGAUGAAAACAAUAACAAGGUCAAAUCAGGCCACGAAUGAGAAUGACAUCAACCACGAUGUUGACCUUGACCGGGGACCGAACCAAGCUUCCACAUGGAUGAACAACAACGAUAGAAGAACCAGCUUUGUGUCGCGGCAACAGGCGCUCGCCGUGGGACCAAAGAAGCUGGAGCACCUGACCAAACAGUUUGAGGCGAUCAGCCGAAAGGCGCUGCUGGCGACGGAACAAGCCCAACGCGACGCCGACGCGCUGGUCGCCGCAGCGGGCCGGCGCGCCGGUUUUUGGACCAAGUUGGACAAGUUGUUCACGCACAUGAACGUGCCUAAAGACCACCGGUUCAGCAAGCCGGUGGGCUCGGAAAACGUGGUCGCCAACCGGUGCGACCCGCUGCAGACCAAAGCCAACGCGUCGGACACCGGGCAGGAACUGCUAUCCUCGACGCGGGAAACGGCGUCGGAUUUGCUUACGCACUUGACAGAAAUGGAGACUUGAUAAUGCCACCAACACAUUGUCUACUUCAACGACAGAGUAGUAUACUUCUGUUGUAGCUCAACUUCUAGUCAUGCCUUUUUUCUCCCGCUGUUCUGUACGAUUCGAUGCACGAGGAGGACCGUGUUGGAUGAAGAUCUGUUUUUUAGUAUCCAAUAUUACAGCAACGUCCUCGAGCGGUGGAAAUAAAGCUUGCACUUGGCAGUAGGAGCUGUAGAAGUAAAACUUCUACGUUUCAAAGAUCUACUAUUACGGCCGAGUUUGAUAUAUUUGUUCUUGUUGAAUGAACCUCCACCUGACGGUCGGGUCACGGUCGUCUGGAACGGGAGUACAAUAGCGAAUCGUAACAAGACGAUUUUGCUUGCUUCGAAGAACGAACAGAUUUCUCCUUUCGCUUGCAUCAAGCUUCAUCUAUGCGCUCUUCUUCACCGCGAUAGUAGUACUGCAACAGAGGACACACAGACGCACGAUGACGUGGUCCCUCAAGAAGUUGUGUCGUGU